Molecule: messenger RNA, 1296 nt
Organism: Dovyalis caffra
Lineage: Eukaryota; Viridiplantae; Streptophyta; Magnoliopsida; Malpighiales; Salicaceae
Source: the annotation of a GenBank genome assembly
AUGCCAUCAUUAGAGGACGAGCUAUUCCCUUCAACUCCUGGUAAGUUCAAGAUCGACCGUAACCACACCAUGAAUCGUCAGUUCCACCGUUGCUUCGCUUCCACAAGCACCAUGUUCUUGUGGGCACUUUUCUUGGUAGCUUUAACGGCGUCUUAUUUGAGUUUCCAAUCUUUUGUCGAUUCCGGUAGCCGGUAUUUCACCGCUUCUUGGGGUGGCAUUCAAUGGGAGAAACAAAUACGUAAUUCUGCCCAGAUCCGCCGUUCUAACGGCAAGUCAGUUCUUGUUACCGGAGCAGCCGGUUUCGUUGGAACCCACGUUUCUUUAGCUCUCAAGAAACGUGGGGACGGCGUCGUCGGGAUAGACAAUUUUAACAACUACUACGACCCGUCUUUGAAGAAAGCCCGAAAAUCUCUCCUUAACAACCAUGGGAUUUUUAUCGUUGAAGGAGACAUAAACGACGCCCGAUUAAUAGCUAGGCUUUUCGAUAUUGUGGCUUUCACUCACGUGAUGCAUUUGGCGGCUCAAGCUGGAGUUAGAUACGCCAUGGAGAAUCCACACUCAUAUGUGCACUCAAAUAUAGCCGGCCUGGUCACUCUUCUUGAGGCUUGUAAAUCGGCUAACCCUCAGCCGUCUGUCGUUUGGGCUUCAUCAAGUUCUGUGUACGGUUUAAAUGAAAAGGUUCCUUUCUCUGAGUCUGAUCGGACGGACCAACCGGCGAGUCUUUAUGCCGCUACAAAAAAGGCAGGUGAGGAAAUUACUCAUACAUACAAUCACAUUUAUGGUCUGUCAAUUACUGGGUUAAGAUUUUUUACUGUGUACGGUCCAUGGGGAAGACCCGAUAUGGCUUACUUUUCUUUCACGAGAAACAUUUUACAAGGGAAACCGAUUACAGUUUAUCGGGGCAAGAAUCGGGUUGACUUGGCCCGGGAUUUUACUUACAUUGAUGAUAUUGUGAAAGGUUGUGUUGGGUCAUUGGAUACUUCGGGUAAAAGCACAGGUUCUGGUGGGAAGAAAAGGGGACCCGCUCCUUAUCGGAUCUUUAAUUUGGGGAACACGUCACCAGUUACGGUACCUACCCUUGUGAGCAUACUGGAGAGGCAUUUGAAGGUGAAAGCGAAAAGGAAUUUUGUGGAUAUGCCUGGAAACGGUGACGUACCCUUCACUCAUGCAAAUAUCAGUUUGGCGCAAAGAGAACUUGGGUAUAAACCGACUACUGAUUUGGCAACCGGGUUGAAGAAAUUUGUUAAGUGGUAUCUCUCUUAUUACGGCUAUAAUCAUGGGAAAGCUGUAAAUUAG